CCAACUACGCGGCGGCUGAACGCGGUGGCUCGACGGCCAAGCAGGAUAAGAAGGACUCGCUGGGCCGAAAACGUGAAUAAUUGCCGACGGCGGUGGUAACGGCUACAGUGUCCAUUGCAUUUCGCUGUGUGGGUGUUGUGACAAUGGCGUGACUUUUCGCCAUCGCCAGCUCCGUGUCCGUGUACGUGUGCGUACAUACUGCCAGGAAUCAAAGGAGCAACAGCAACAGCUCACUGCACCAACACAGGCUCAGAACAGGCACACACACAUACCUGUGCGGAGUAAGCCACCUUCGCUUUGGUGGGGCGAGUGAGGCAUGUUCGUGCCAGCACUUUGGUCCACUGAAAGCGAGUCCAAUUCAAAUGAGCCGUUCAUGCAGGUAUGAGCAAAACCAACAUCUCGACGCGAGCCAAGCCAAUCGAUAAAUUCAAAGGAAGCGAAGUGGUAACCUCUGACGUCCUCCAGAUAAGCGUUGCGAGAUUCUGCCAACAGAGAAGCAGUCAAUUAGGAACACUUCGAAUUCGACUCCAAAGUAAAUAACUGGAGGACCUACCCGGCAACAAAAUCAGAAACCAAUUUGAACCUAUUUAAGCAAGAGCGAGCUUAGGGAGGAGCCCAUUUCGACUUCGAUUCAACCCAUUGAUGUAGCACCAUGGGCGCCAAUACAUCGAGCAGAUCCGACGCGAGUCUGCUCGCCGAUGACGAUGUCAAUUUUGACCAUUUCCAAAUACUCCGCGCCAUUGGCAAGGGCAGUUUCGGAAAGGUGUGCAUUGUCCAAAAGCGGGAUAGCGGCAUCCUGUACGCGAUGAAAUAUGUUAGUCGCUCCGCUUGCGAAAUGCGCGGAGCUCUUGGUGGCGUCAUCAAGGAGGUGGAACUGCUAUCGUCGUUGGAGCACCCGUUUCUCGUCAAUUUAUGGUUCUCUUUUCAGGAUGAGGAGGAUUUGUUUAUGGUCUGCGACCUGUUGACUGGCGGGGACUUAAGAUAUCAUUUACAGAACCGAGUGGAAUUCUCCGAGCAGAGUGUGGCCUUAUUAGUGUGCGAGCUCGGCAGUGCAUUGGAGUACCUGCAGGCGCAUCGAGUGGUUCACAGGGACAUCAAGCCUGACAACAUUUUAUUGGAUGAUGCGGGACAUGCUCAUUUGACUGAUUUUAACAUUGCAACGCGUUUGCAAAAAAAUGCCUUGGCCUGCAGUAUGUCGGGGACCAAGCCCUACAUGGCACCCGAGGUGUUCCUGUGUGCCCUGGACGAAGUGGCUGGCUAUAGCUAUCCGGUAGACUGGUGGUCACUUGGCGUCGUCGCCUACGAAAUGCGGGGAAACAUCCGACCCUUCGUGGUGCACUCGAACACCCCUCUGGCGGAGAUGAAGAAUAUAUUGAACACGCCAGUGCACUAUCCCCGCUACUGGAGCAGCAACUUUGUCGAUCUGCUGCAGAAGUUACUCUCCACCUAUCCGGGUGCCAGGAUCAGUACAAGGCAGGAGCUGCAUCAAACGCCGAUGCUGCGCAACAUUGACUUCCAGAGGGUGCUCGAGAAGAAGAUCAAACCCAUCUAUAAACCUCCCGAAGACCACCUCAACUGUGAUCCCUGCCUAGAGCUGGAGGAAAUGAUUGUGGAAUCGCGGCCCUUGCAUAAAAAGAAGAAGCGCCUGGCCAAGCAGAGGUCAGCACAACGGGACAGCGAUCCAGAGACUGCGCUGGUCAAAGAGUUCAUCGUUUACAACCGCUACAAGGAGUUGAAGCGCAAAGCCAUGGAACAAAAGGAAAACGACUGGCAGCGCGAACUGGAACUGGCCAUGGCCAACUCCAUCGUGAACAGCUUGGCCCCCAUCCAAGAGAAGCCCGCCGCCGCCAUUGCGCACGACGGCGACUGUGCGAACGCAUCAUCUGCAGCCGCCCAGUUAAAGGGUGACAGUAUUGAGUUCAUUGAUCGCACUCCUUCACCGCAGAUUAAAGAAUCGGCUGGCAGCACGCUUGACAUGCCGCCGAGUCCGUUUCAAAAAUAAAACCUAGGACGCGGUUGAUAAGCAACAGGUUUCAAACUGCACAAGAACCAGACCCACUUGCGCAACGAUGACUUGUAAGCCAUCCAUCCAUAAAGACCAGAACCUAUUUUUCGAACUCCUCUGAACUUAAUUUUUGUACAUGCUCAUAUUAUAUACAGAACUAUGACAUUUUAUAUCUUUUAGGGUAUAUCUUUUAAAUCAAAUAGGUCUAAGCUACUUUGUACAUAUUGUUAGAUGUAAGUCCAAAAGCAAAAUAAACGGGUAAUUUCCGUUCAAGUUUA
Molecule: messenger RNA, 2283 nt
Organism: Drosophila sechellia
Lineage: Eukaryota; Metazoa; Arthropoda; Insecta; Diptera; Drosophilidae
Product: serine/threonine-protein kinase 32A
Exons: 9
Coding region: 653-2002 (449 amino acids)
Biological process (GO): protein phosphorylation; regulation of signal transduction; G protein-coupled receptor signaling pathway
Molecular function (GO): G protein-coupled receptor kinase activity; G protein-coupled receptor binding; ATP binding
Source: RefSeq, a predicted model, not a curated record